AUGGGGGAUGCGGCGGAAACCAAGGAGACCAAAAGGACAUUCAUCGUCCCGACCAUCAAAUCUUUUGAUCACUACGACUUUUCAAGGGCUAAAAUAUCAUGUAGUUUGACGUGGCUGGUCGCCAAAGCCUUUGGCUCAGACAGCGUUCCGGAGGAGCUGGAGGAGCCGUUCUAUAGAGACCAGUACGACCAGGAGCAUCUGAAACCUCCCGUGGCCUCGCUGCUCCUCUCGGCCGAACUGUACUGCCGCGCUGGGAGUCUCAUCCUGCGGAGCGACGCCGUUAAACCGUUACUGGGACACAACGCCGUCAUCCAGGCCCUCGCACAGAAGGGCCUGUAUGUGACCGACCAGGAGAGACUGGUCACAGAGAGAGACCUGUGUAAGACGCCCAUACAGAUGAGUUCCCACUUGGCCAUGAUUGACACGUUGAUGAUGGCGUACACCGUGGAGAUGGUGAGUGUGGAGAGGAUGCUGACCUGUGUGCAGAAAUACUGCCCUACCUUUCCAGAGGAAGACUUUCCCUACGACGCAGAGGAGGCUGUGAUCACCUGGAUUAACAAGGUAAAUGAACACCUGAGAGACAUCCUGGCUCAGGAGCAGAGAGUGAGAGAAACACAUGGGCCUGACUCCACUGCAGGGCCGAGGUCUCGGUGCAGGAGGGAGGACGCCAAAGUUCGGUCGGCUCACUGUCUCCCCCUGGUGGACAACCUGUUGAAGGACAACACAGACGGCUGUGCCCUGGCUGCUCUUCUUCAUUUCUACUGUCCAGAAUCCAUCAGACUGGAAGAUAUCUGUCUGAAGGAGACGAUGUCAUUGGCUGACAGUCUGUAUAACCUGCAGCUGAUUCAGGAGUUCUGCAGAGACAACCUCAACGGCUGCUGUCACUUUUCCCUGGAGGACAUGCUGUAUGCCUCUUCCUCCAUCAAGAGUAACUACAUGGUGUUUCUGGCAGAACUGUUUUGGUGGUGUGAAGUAGUGAAACCCUCUUUUGUGCAACCUCGAACCCUUAAUACCAAAGCCCCAGAACCAACUCAAGGAACCACCAAAAUGGCUCCCAUAACCAAACCACACUUGAUAGAGAGCCCAAGCAGUCCAGAGCAAAGCAGGUCAGAACUAUCUGCUUUAAACUCACUAGUGAUGAAAAGAUCGUCCUCCAUGUCCUAUGUGGAUGGCUGUGUGGGAACAUGGCCCAAAGAGAAAAGGUCUUCUGCCCACGGCAUAUCCUUUGAGAUUCCCUUUGACGAGGUGGUUCCAUCUCAGGCCUCUACUGGUCGGCCCAUGACCCGGUCAGUCAGUACAGAGGGGCUGGGCUUUAAAGUCCACCACACUGGGCGUGGCAUGCGCCGAAACCUGUCCUUCCAGCCCGUGAAUGGACAAAAGUCACAUGUUGGAAUUCAGGAGGAAGAGGACUCCGAGGCUACAAACUCUGCCCGACGACCGGGUAGACCGCGUCUCAGAAACGAGACCAGGUAUUCCAAUGGUGUUAUCCCAGAUGAUUCCGUCUCCCAGCCGUCUACACCUACCAUGGAAGAAGCCCUGAAGAUUAUCCACGAUUCAGAGCGGCCACACGGCAGCCUGCCGCCCGUUUCCGGGGGCAACGGCUUCUUCCUGCACGGACCAGACCAGCCGGACGACUCCCUCUCUAAAGCACGAGGGAAUGACGACGCGGAUCUCAAUUCCACUUCCACAGAGAUGGACACUGGGAUACACGUUCGUACCGAGGACAUCCAGGAUGGCCAGGAUGAGGAUUCCUCUCUGAAGGAUUAUUCUGACAUGGACCAGGACUUCGAGGCCAGGUCAUGCCCCCUCCCAGAGAUGGGCAGCCCUUCAACAAGCCUGCUAGGGGCUCGGUCACUAGGGGGCAGCGUUGCCUCAUCUUUGGGCUCCUCUGUUCGUAUGACAAGCUUUGCCGAGCAGAAGUUCCGGAAGCUUCAUCACGUAGAAGGACGUAGUAGUGGCAGCAGCAGCGGGGGAGGAGGAGGCUCCGCCACGCCCGAGGCCUUGGAUACGAGCACUCCGCAAGGAGCAGCUCGUCCUGUCACCCCCGGCAACCCAAGCCCCAUCCGCCAAACUUCUCCCCGAGAUCACACCCAUCUGCUGGCGUCAGAGAUGGUGCAACUGAAGAUGAAGCUGGAGGAGAAACGGCGAGCUAUCGAGGCGCAGAAGAAAAAAGUGGAAGCGGCUUUCACGCGACACCGUCAGAGGAUGGGCCGCACCGCCUUCCUUAAUGUGGUCAGGCGGAAAGGUGGAGCCUCCUCACCACUAGGGGGCGACGGUUGGAGUCCUGACGGCGGAGAAAAGUCGUCAACCAGCAUCCAACCGGCGAAGGCCUCAAACGAAGGUAAAGAUGCUGGUCUGGAGAGGUGUAAACCCGAUGGCGCACCUCCAAAGUCUCCGGUGGAGGACCUCGGAGGAGGUGGUGGCGAGGUAGACCUGGGGGAGUACACGAGGUCCAUAGAGUGUCUGAACAGGUCACUCAGCUUCCUGCAGACUGAGAUGCAGCGACUGGCGCAGCAGCAGGAAGUCAUCAUGCAGAUGCGUGACAACCCCGCCUGGGUGAUUCCGCCUCCCGCCCCGCUGCAACAGCCGUCGCCGCGGAAACAGCUGAGGGAGUUCCGCAGCAGCAGCGUGGUCGGCCGCAGUUCGGUGGGGUCCCUCUCGCCCAUCCUGUCGUCCGGGGGUUCGCCGCGUGCCCCCCACCGCUCCCCCAGCGCCAUCAAGAGGAAAUCGGCGUCCUUCCAUGUCAGGACCCCCCGGACACCUCGUCCCAGCGAGCUGAAGAUCACCCCUUUCAGCCGCAUGCUGAACACUCCGCAGUCCGUGGACAGUCUCCCAAGGCUGAGACGGUUUUCACCCAGUCAGACCCAAACCAGUUCGUCCGCGUAUCUGGGCCACGACUCCAGACCGACGAGCCAAGAGGAACAGACUGGCAAGAGUAAGCAGAACCACCCGGAGGAGACCAAAAACUCCAAAGGCUCAGAAUCUGAUCCAGAGAAGAAUGUUCCUAAAACUCUGCACAGUCAAGGUAAGGAGAAACAAGACAAGAAAGACGAGAUGAAAGACGGAGGCACCGUUGAAGGGAAGGCCACAGCGGAAGUCAAAGCUACAACGUCAUCCAUGCAACCACAGGUGCUGUCUCAGCCUGUUACAAAAGGUUCUACAGUACCAGUGACGGCUCAUGCCAGGGAGGGUCCAAGCCAGGCCAGCAGAGAUCUGAUUGAGGUCCCAUUGUCCGGCCUGAAGGCUGUGGACGGUAAAGGCGAGGACUCCGGCGGAGAUGGGGAUGCAGCCGGGGGAACACAUGACUCUGACCAAAAAAUGUGCUGUGGAUUCUUCUACAGGGAUGAUGUGAAGGCAGAGGAAGACAUUGCGCAGAAGAGGGCAGCAUUGCUGGAGAAGAGACUGAGGAGAGAGAGAGAAAUGCAGCAGAAAAAACAGCAGCAGGAGGCCGAGCUGGAGCAGAAGAAGGAAACGGCCAGGUUAAAAGCAGAGGAGGAUCGUCAGAAGAAGGAGGAGGAGAAAGCCAGACGAGAUUUUAUCAAAAACGAGCACUUGAGAAGGAAACAGCUUAAACUGAUGGAGGAUAUGGACAGUGUGAUUAAGGCCCGCUCCGAUAGCAUCAAACAGAAGAAACCACGCCCCAAAUCUAUGCACAGAGAUAUCAUGGAAUCCCCCAAACCUCCAGCCAAAAAUACUACAGGGUCACGACCUCGUGGGUACUCGGUGUCUAGCCUGUCUCUAGCGUCACUCAACCUGGCAGACAACGAGAGCGUCCAAUCAGACAGGAGGACACCCAGAGGCAGUAAGCUGUCCUCUGGCGGUCUGUCUUUCUUUUUAAGCUCUCCUAAAGUGAGAAAGGGAAGACCGGACUCUGCGGAGGGAUAUCUCUCUCCCUGUCCUUCCGUGAGCCGGAACGGGGAAAACUGGGAAAACGAAUCUACAACAUCAUCAGCAGCUUCCAACACUGAAUACACAGGACCAAAACUGUACAAAGAGCCUAGCGCUAAGUCUAACAAAUACAUCAUCCAGAACGCCUUGGCACACUGCUGCCUGGCAGGGAAAGUCAACGAGGGUCAGAAGAACAAGAUUCUUGAGGAAAUGGAGAAGACUGAUUCGAAUAACUUCCUCAUAUUGUUCCGGGAUGCGGGUUGUCAGUUCCGGUCCGUGUACACGUACUGUCCCGAGACAGAGGAGAUUGUCAAGCUGGUCGGGAUCGGGCCCAAAACCAUCACGCUCAAAAUGAUCGAGAAACUCUACAAAUACAACUCGGACAGGAAGCAGUUCAGCCACAUUCCCGCCAAGACCAUGUCCGCCAGCGUGGACGCCAUCACGAUAUACAGCCACCUCUGGCACACCAAAAAACAAAGCACUCCCAAAAAACUCCUGAAAUGA
Messenger RNA from Chanos chanos (milkfish), 4392 nucleotides. It is a transcript of the gene camsap2b, whose product is annotated as calmodulin regulated spectrin-associated protein family, member 2b. Gene Ontology annotation, cellular component: microtubule minus-end. The coding region runs from base 1 to 4392 and encodes 1463 amino acids. The record is from RefSeq and is a predicted model, not a curated record. Gene Ontology annotation, molecular function: calmodulin binding; spectrin binding; microtubule minus-end binding. Gene Ontology annotation, biological process: neuron projection development; negative regulation of microtubule depolymerization; cytoplasmic microtubule organization. NCBI's taxonomy places the organism in Eukaryota, Metazoa, Chordata, Actinopteri, Gonorynchiformes, Chanidae. The transcript has 18 exons.